Papilio machaon (common yellow swallowtail) is the source of this 1817-nucleotide messenger RNA. It is a transcript of the gene beag, whose product is annotated as protein Red. The transcript is spliced from 11 exons. Lineage: Eukaryota; Metazoa; Arthropoda; Insecta; Lepidoptera; Papilionidae. Gene Ontology annotation, biological process: mRNA splicing, via spliceosome. The record is from RefSeq and is a predicted model, not a curated record. Bases 173 to 1669 code for a protein of 498 amino acids. Gene Ontology annotation, cellular component: nucleus.
CAGAAAUCAUUCAUUCUUUUUAGUAGAAAUACUUGAUAAUUAUUUUGCUUUACAUAAAUAGAAGAGCUUAUAUGGUUUUAAUACAGAAACCUGUUUAUUUCAGAGUUUUUUGCGAUAUUUUAAACUGGACAGAUUUAUUGGCUUAUAGUUGUAAAACGGCGUGUUAUUUAAAAUGGAUGAACACAGGAGUGUUGAAGAUACACCAGCCUCUCAAAGGCUCACUAACGAUGACUUUAGAAAACUCUUGAUGACUCCGAGAGCAACCCCAUCAGGGGGAGGAGGACACCCCGUGGGAUCUGUGCGAGAAGCUAUGGCAAACUCCGGAUCAAUGCCACCACCUGCUGAGAACAAAAGUGAGUUACGUCGAAAAAAGAAAUCAUAUUAUGCAGCUUUGAAGAAACAGGAAGACAAUAAAUUGGCGGAACUGGCUGAGAAGUACAGGGAUAGAGCGCGAGAAAGGAGAGAUGGUCUUAAUGAACUUGGACCUACAGAUCCAACAAGCAACACAAGUAGUGCAUACAGAGCAGUAGCACCAGAUUUAAAAUCUGGAAUGGACGCCAAAGAAAGAAGAAGGCAGAUGAUUCAGGAAUCCAAAUAUCUAGGUGGUGACAUGGAACACACUCACUUGGUGAAAGGUCUCGAUUAUGCUUUGUUACAAAAGGUUCGAUCAGAGAUUCAAAAUCGUGAACAAGAGCAAGAGGCGGAAAUGGAGAGAUUGGUGGAGGCGCCUGUUGUUGAACCUGUUAAGGAGAAGAAAGAAGUACCUGCGGAUGAAGAAUUGCAAUUUGAAACAACUAUGGGAAAGGAUAUUUACAACAUGAUAUUGGAACAAAAGAAUAAAAAGGUGACACGUAACGAGUUAUUCGCACCUGGUCGUAUGGCUUAUGUUGUGGAGCUGGAGGAAGAAGGUGCUAUGGAUAGUGAUAUACCAACAACACUGACUCGCAGCAAGGCUGAUGUACCAGAUUUAGAUGAGAGAAGUUCUGCCGCAGCCGCUAAUGAUGUGGUCUUAGAUAAAUUGGCUCAAAUAUUCUCCUAUUUGAGACAUGGCCGCCAUAGAAAGUUGAAGAAGACUAAGGACAAGGCAAAUGAGAAGGGUCGUAAUGACGACUCAAUCUACGGCGAGAUAGGUGACUAUGUGGCGGGAGAACGACGCAGCGACCGCCGCGACGACCGACCACGCACCGGAUACUUUGACAAACCUGUAGAGACGGAGAAGGAAGAAGGUCCUAAUCCCCGACGUACAACGUCGAGUGGUCCUGAGCGUGAGUCUAGGUCGGCGGCGUUGUUGUCCCGACUGGCAGCGGAGCCCGAGGGCUACGCGGAGUGCUAUCCUGGACUUCGUGAGAUGGAUGAUGCUAUAGAUGAUUCUGAUGAUGAGGUUGACUACACGAAGAUGGAUGCUGGAAACAAGAAGGGACCUAUUGGUCGUUGGGAUUUUGAUACUCAGGAAGAGUAUUCAGCAUACAUGAGCAGUAAGGAAGCACUUCCGAAGGCAGCUUUCCAAUACGGUGUAAAGACACAGGACGGCCGCAAGACGAGGAAGACCAAAGACAAGAGUGAGAAAGCCGAGCUGGAUAGAGAGUGGCAACAGAUUCAAAAUAUAAUACAGAAGAGAAAAGCACCGCUGGCGGCCGAUGAACCCAACUUUAAGACACCGAAGUUUUGAUAUUGUUAAUACAAAUAAAGAUUUAGAAAAAAAAAAUGGUGAAUAAUUAUGUACUAUUUGAAUAAAUAUUUGAAUACUAGCUCUCGCCCGCGACUUCCACACUCGUAAAUCCCGAAAUCCCCCCUUCGUCUCUCCUAUUUUAACAUUU